AUGCAAAAGUGUAUGGACUAUCUACCUCGAAAGAGCUUCAAUACUUAUGGUGUUGUUCUUCUCACGUUUUUCGGGUUGUUUGCUGUCGCAGUUAUCAGUUUUUCAGGUUAUUUAGCUUUCGGCACACCAUUUCAUUGUUAUGACAAGACCACUUCAAAGACGAAAGAUAUAUCUCUAUCAAAAAUCAUAAACAUAAAAUGUUCCCUCGAGUAUCAAGAGAAAUUCUUCUUUAUUCGGCCUAUGUAUGCUAUGUUUAUCUUAAACUUUGGCAUCGUCUUUGCUUUAAGUAUUAUAUAUGGAUAUCUAGUGAAACAUCGCGUUGAAAAAUUUGAUUAUCGGACCGGAAUUACAACUUCUAAUAAUGACGGCGAUGAAAAUCAAGAGAUGCUGCCUUCGCCAAAUCCCGGCCAGAACCCGCGUGAUGUUCGUGAAUGUUUGGGUUGUUUUUCAACAUUUUUCGUCUAUGUCGUACAUUUGCUCGUCGCUCGUAUAAUUCCAUUGUUAGUAUUUGCUCUAUGGAUAUUUUACCAAGCUCAGUUUCCUAAGAAUUUCCCCUGUCCGUUGGGUCCUGAAAUGCAAGGAAAAGGCACAUCCAAUUUUAAUGUUACCCUCAAUUCACGAAAUAAUUUAACGUUUAUUCACUGUACAAACCCCAUCAGCAAAGAAAGUAAAACCUUGUUCUUUUUCGUUGCAACAGUGGAUGUUUGUUUCGUGACAGUGACCUUUUUGGAACUUGGCUACAUCGCGUGGUUGACCUUCAAUGACAGGAAUUUCAUGACUGACCAAGAAUUUUGUACGGUGUACUUGUUGAGAAAACGAAAAAGAAUUAGAAAAUUGGUGAACAAAGUUCGAGAGAGAUUCAAUCCUGAUGAUGAAGAGGUAUUUCAAUUAAAGGAUGAUUUUGGUGGUACUGAAAUUUCCAUGCGACCUCUUGAAGAUAUAUAUGUCAAUGUCGUCGUUCAAGAAGGAAGAGAACACAAGAACGCUUACCCGAAGGAAUUUAAAAGGCAUGAAAUUUACCAAUCCCAUCUCAAAACUCCAAGCACAGUUACUAAACUUACUAGCACAGCUGAUAUAUUUAAACCCACAAAAGGCAGGAAGAAGCAGCCAUAUCCGCGAACCAUCCUUGUUAUAGGGCGACCAGGAAUUGGUAAGACUAUGUUAACAAGGAAACUUUUACAUCAAUGGAAAAGAAAAGAAGACGAGUUUUGGCAUGAGAAAAUUGUAAUCUUGCUUCAGUUUCGCACAUUUAACAACAAAAUUGUUUCUCUUAGAGAAAUGUUGCGUGAUGGUGAUGGACUGUCAUCGGAUGACUUUGAAACUGAGUAUAAUUUUGUAUUGUGUAACCCAACUAGAACCGUCCUCAUUUUUGAUGGAUUAGACGAACUUACUGUUGACAGCCAGCUUUUACAGACAAAGACAAAGAGCGUUAGUAGCCCAAAUGAAAAGAUGCCUGUGUUUUCAAUUCUUAAAAUGUUGAUCAAAGGUAUAAUGCUACCUGGCGUCAUAGUACUGACCACGUCACGGCCAACGGCACAGCAUGUUUUUCAAAACUUAAAUUUUCAAAGAACAGUUGAGAUUUUGGGCUUUUUUGAAGAACAAAUUAAGGAGUAUGUUUUUAAAUUUUGUAAGAAUGAUAAUGAUACCAGUGAAUUGAUUUGGAAUCAAAUCGAAGGAUCCGCCGAACUGCUAAGCUUGUGUUAUAUACCUGUCAAUAGUUACAUUGUUUGUUUAAGUUUGAAGGAAAGCAUUGAAAACGAUGAAACUGGGGAACAUAAGAAUAUUCCAGAAACUAUAACUGAACUGUACAAAAGAGCUGUAAAAGUCUUAUUAUAUCGACACCAUCCAAUAUAUAAGUUGCAACCAAGGCCGAAUGAUUACCUCAUUACUCCUUUUCCUAAAGAACUGGAAGAUGACUUGAUGAAGCUAAAGAAAGUUGCAAAAAGUGGAAUUAGCGAUGACAGGUUAAUUUUCGAGAGAUCGACGACUGAUGAAUUUGGCGACCUAGCCAAAUGUGGCCUAAUUCACAAGUUACCAGACAAACGGCAGAACGUCUUUUGUUUUCUACAUCUAACACUGCAGGAGUUUCUUGCAGCAUCAAAAGUGGUUGACGAUAUGGACAUUGUUGAGCAAUUUUUGGCCAGUCAUAUUGAUGAUCCCAAGUGGCAUUUGGUGAUACAGUUUAUCGCUGGUUUAGUUGGAGAUGAAAUUAGAGAAGCUAAGAUGGCAGAUGAGGGCGUAACAAGUGAUACAAAUGAAUCCAAGAGGCAAAAAUUCCAUGCUGGUAUUCAGAAAAGGUAUUAUAUUUUCCCGUAUAGUGUAUAUUAGUACAAAUUUGUACAAAAACAGGUUUGGUACCAUCUGUGAGUAGUACAAAAAUAGUUUUGCUACCAUCUCGAUCGAAUCCUUGUUUGAGGAUUUGAGAUGACAUCUCAUAUUUGUAAUUAAAUAAUUUGUUUGAGUUAGUAGACAGAAUAAAAUACGGUAAUGCAAGGCAGCUUAGUAGAUUAUGAAGAGAUCUAGGUAGCUGUGUUCCAGUCCACUACACCGUUUGUGUGCAUGGUGGACUUGGUGCAGAUGGUUUUUGCUACUCAUUAACGUACAACCUCAUUUUAAGGUUGAAAUUGUCAGGCGUUAUUAGAAAAGGUAAAACAGAUCAGUGGGAUAAAAUAACAAACGAUCUGUGCCAGUGUAGGUAGCGACGAUAACAAGACAGCUGAAAAAUACAACUUUGACGGCUUGAGCAAACGCCCUUCCGGCGAUCGCAAAAUAGUUUGCAUUUACCUUUCUUGUGUUUCGUUAGCUGUAUAGAACACUUUUGGCAAUGUAGACGGGUUUAAAUAUUAUUUUUAGGUGCAUGCCUUUUGGCAUUGUUAUAAAUUUAUAAUUAAAAUAAAAGUAUUUCUCAAUGUCAAACACAAGAAAAGCGCUUAGAGAAAUGUCGUGGAAUUUUAAUUGUCACGAAAAAAAUGUCACAGAAUUUGCAUCCGCACUCAUUGCGCAUGCCAUUUCGCACGGCCAAUUCCGCAUUUUAUAUUCCCCGGAAUUAGCGCGGCAAGCUGUAGGGGAAAACUUCCAGAUCGACCGACUCAUUAUUCAGAUCUCGACAAUACAUAGUAUGCGCGAAACACUGGGGCGAAUGAACUCUGGAGAAACAUUGAUGUGUAAAAUAAUAAUGUUCUUGACGUGUUCUUGAAGUAAUCGUGCUUGAAGUUGUUCAAAGCACUAAGAUAAAACGCUCGUAGGCCCCGUUUACAUGAAACCGGAACGAAGUGAAACCGGGACCAUUUCGUUUCGGUCAUAGUAGGCUAUUAUUUAUAAUAGAUGUUUACAUGAGACCGGGACAAAAAUAACUCAAGACAGGUCUCAAGUCAUUCCACCUGCUGGACCGAGUCAGUCGAGCCGACUGACUUCAGAACAGUAAACACAAACAAAUUUCAGUCUUUUCAGACCGGUCUCGGCUGUAACCUUGACACUGGAACAACACAUGCUAACAAAAGCCAUCUAAAAAAGAAAGUUGCCUGGCAAGGGGAAUAAAUUGAAAAUUUUGUGAUUUUCGUGCCGGUCUAGUGCAAACAAGUUGACAAUUUCAGUUUUCAUUCUGUUUGACUUCGUCCCAGUCUCAUGUAAACGGGGCCUAAGUCGUUCUUUAAAUAUGACCAAAUGUUUAGCGAGAUCUAGGAAUGGAUGAAAAUAAUAUUGGUGUUUCAUCAAGUUCAAAUAUUUUGGAUAGCAUGUAGCUAAUGUUCUCUCAAAAAUAUGAUUUUUUUCUCAAAUUAGAUUUGAAGAAUGGGCAUUUUCAUUGCGAACUGGAAGAAACGACAAAAUUGCUUUACUUGGCAUAAAGUGCUUGUAUGAAUUGCAAGAGAUUGAUAUCAUGAAAUCAGUUUCCAGUAAGCUUUUGGCUGAAGGAGAUGGAGGCCUGCGUUUGGAUAACUUAAGUAUUACAUCAAUUGAUUCUACAGCAUUGUUUCAAUUGUUGGGCAAUACCAAUAAUUUAAAAAGACUUGCAUUUAACAAAUGCAAAAUACAGGGCAACUAUAGCUACUCUAAAAUAGAGAAGUUAUUUAACACUCCCGGUAACGCUAUUACCUCCUUUUCAUGGGAUCCAGUUUCAGAAAUCGAAGGUGUUAAAUAUCUUAGUGAUGCUUUAAAAGGUGAACAUUGUAAGCUUACUAAAUUACGUCUCAAAAUCGAAGGUCAUGUGGAUAUGACAAAACAAAGUGUUAAAUAUCUUAGUGAUGCUUUAAAAGCUGAAAAUUGUAAUCUUACUACAUUGAACCUCUAUAAUAGUAAAGUAACAGACCAAGGUGUUGAAUAUCUUAGUGAAGCACUAAAAAGUAAAAACUGUAAACUUACUAAAUUGGAUCUCGAUCGUAAUGAAAUAACAGAUCAAGGAGCUGAAUAUCUUAGUGAAGCUUUAAAAAGUGAAAAUUGUAAACUUACUGAAUUGGAUUUCGGUUAUAAUGAAAUAACAGAUCAAGGAGCUGAAUAUUUUAGUGAAGCAUUAAACAGUGAAAAUUGUAAAUUUAGAAAAUUGAAGCUCGUUGUGAACACAAUCCAAAGAUCCUAA
Messenger RNA from Paramuricea clavata, 4573 nucleotides. The record is from the annotation of a GenBank genome assembly. NCBI's taxonomy places the organism in Eukaryota, Metazoa, Cnidaria, Anthozoa, Malacalcyonacea, Plexauridae.